ACCCCAGUCUCUGAAGUGAAUGAACAGUGAAGGUCAGAUGGAGGUGUCCACGGUUCCUGCAGACAAGAAAAGAGGAUGGUAUCUCUCCUUGAUGGCGCCCAACACCAAGGGGCCGACGUUUUGCUGGCUGGACCCAUCGAGACUCUACUGCAACGCUCAGGCUCUUGCAGACUGUGUUAAAGACCUUCUCAGUCCAUUCAACACUGACUCCAUCGAUCUAGUUGCUGGGAUAGACGCAAUGGGCUUUAUUCUUGGGGCAUCUAUUGCCACCAGUCUCGGAAAAGGUUUCCUGGCUAUCCGUAAAGCGGGACACCUGUGUGUCGCAACCCAAAAACAAAACUAUAGUGACUACACAAAAAGAGAAAAGACUUUGGAAGUAAGACUGGAUGUGCUAAAGCCAGGUAUGAGAGUGCUGGUAGUGGAUCAAUGGAUAGAAACUGGAGGCACUAUGAAAGCUGCCAUCCAGCUCAUUGAAAGCCUGGAGGCCACAGUUGUAGGUGUAGCAGCUGUGGCCAUUGAGAACACGGAAGGUGGAAAAUGGCUCAAAGACAAUUACACAUUCUCGCACUGCAUCCCAGAAGAGCUUCAGGGUCAAAUCGAUGGGAAAUACCUGAACUUCUUCAAAAGCUUCCAGGAUGGAUACUGUGAUAAAAGAGUGAUAUAAAGAGAUUGUCUCACCCGCAAAAAACUGUUUAUUUUCUGCUUAGUUAUGCUGUAAAUUAAAAUACUUUUGUUUUUUGAAUAACACUAAUAUUUACUAAGAACCUCAAAAACAUGUUUUUACGUUACAUGAACCAUAAAAGGAAAAUACAUGAGUUAAAAUGGGACAUACAAUUGUAGUUUGUGAUAUAAAAAAAAAUAAAAUUCUGCCAAAAAUAUGAA
Messenger RNA from Betta splendens (Siamese fighting fish), 882 nucleotides. RefSeq lists its product as uncharacterized. The transcript has 5 exons. The coding region runs from base 20 to 664 and encodes 214 amino acids. The record is from RefSeq and is a predicted model, not a curated record. NCBI's taxonomy places the organism in Eukaryota, Metazoa, Chordata, Actinopteri, Anabantiformes, Osphronemidae. Gene Ontology annotation, molecular function: adenine phosphoribosyltransferase activity.